UGGCUUGCCCAUUUGUGUGUUACAUGCCGUGCUCAGUGGCACUUCUCUAUCACGUCGCCCCCGCUCCCAGGCGAGACGAAUCCGCGAAACCUGCUGCGACUGUGAGCGAAACUCCGUGGCGCCGGUAACCAUUCGAAGCUGCAGCACGAAGGCCGCAUCGCAUGGAAAUGCGAAGCGCGUUCUUGCAGGUUAGGAGAUCGUAGCAGGAAACCGAGCGCCGACGACGACUCGAGGGACUGACCGCUCGUAGGCACCGCUUGAGGCUCUCUCCGCGGGCCGCGGAGCAAAGAGACUCGUCGCUUGGCCGAAAAGCCUACGAGUUUCUAUUCUAGAGAGCGGAAAGCUGCCUCGUUUCGACUCAAGAGAGCGGAAGGCCGAAGGGCGACGACUCGUCUGCGUGGCCUUGCUUCGGAAGCUCGUUGAGCUCAGCCGCGCGGCACGGAAGCCAUUCUCGUUCGCCCCGAGAGGGAGGGAGAGCGAGGGCGCGGAGGGGGAGCGAGGGAGAGCGAGGGAGAGAGGGGGGGAGGGGGGCGGGAGUCCCUCCCAGCGGCGGCCAUGGCGUACGGCGACGACGACGAGGACUGCGCGGCGGGCGCGGGCGUGCCCAUGGGGUCGUGGACCACCGGGUGCUGCGCGUGCGCGGAGGACUGUGGCGCAGCCCUGUGUGCCUGUGUGUGUCCGUGCGUCGUGGUGGGGCGCAUUGCUGAGCUCGUCACCGACGGCUACACCGACGCGUGUGUGGCGGCGUGCGUCUUCUGCUGCUUGCAGCUCUGCUCCAUGGGCGCUCUAGGCUGCUGCUACUCGCACUUGUUCCGUGCGCGGCUGCGCCACAACUACAUGCUGCCGGCAGAGCCGUGCCCCGACUGCUGCGUGCAUGGGCUGUGCCUGUGCUGCGCCCUCGCACAGGAGCACCGCGAACUCACCAACAGAGGCUGGAACCCCCGGAUAGGUUUCCAUGAAAACAUGCGCAUAUUCCAGUCCAGAGGCCUGGCUCCUCCCCACCAGUGCAUGCUGCGCUAGGGGUGGUGCUGGUGGUGCUGCUACUGCCCGGCACUUGCACGGAGCUUGGUGAAAAAUAGAAAGAGAACUGGACCAAACACUGGCCGAACAAAACAUUGGGUUUUACAUACUUAGGGGAUCCGGAGGGGAUUCCCCUUACUGUGGGAGGAUAGGGUUUGAAUUGAAGGGUAUUUUACCCUGAUUACCCUUGCCAGCAGCCACUUUUUGGAGUAUCCCCUGAUUCUGUAAGGGUAAAAAAAGUGAUUUGAGCCAAAUUUGCCCCUAGCACCAGGGCCCAAUAUAAGACGAAAUCAGUCUGAUGGUCUGAAAAACAGACUCAUUAGACCACCCGUUUUAUCUCGUCCGAAAGGUCCCAGCCAGGCCCCCAGAAGUCAGGAAAAUUUUCCUGAUUCAGGAAAAAAACAGGGUGUUGAGGGGUACCAGAUCUGAUUUGCUAG
Molecule: messenger RNA, 1457 nt
Organism: Closterium sp. NIES-67
Lineage: Eukaryota; Viridiplantae; Streptophyta; Zygnematophyceae; Desmidiales; Closteriaceae
Source: the annotation of a GenBank genome assembly